AUGGCUGGUAAGAAGAACGUUCUGUCGUCGCUGGCGGUUUACGCGGAGGAUUCGGAGCCCGAAUCAGACAGUGAGGCUGGAGUGGAAGCGGCUGCAAGUGUGAUAGCAAUAGAGGAAAAAGGAGGCUUAGUGUCUGAAGCCUAUGGAGAUGAUGACUUUUCUCGACUUGAGGGAGAUCAAGAUGGCUACGAAGAAGGAGACGAAGAAAACAGCAGACAAUCGGAAGAUGGCGAUUCAGAGACUGAAAAGCCCGAGGCUGAUGCCCUAAAGGAGUUUGCAGAACUGGAGAAGAGAGAUCCUCAGGAGCUGGUUGCUUCCUUCUCUGAGAGAGUCAGGAACAUGUCUCCUGAUGAGAUUAAAAUUCCCCCAGAGCCACCUGGCAAAUGCUCAAAUCACCUCCAGGACAAGAUACAGAAACUAUAUGAGCGGAAAAUAAAGGAAGGGAUGGACAUGAACUACAUCAUUCAGAGGAAGAAGGAAUUUCGGAAUCCCAGCAUCUAUGAGAAGCUUAUCCAGUAUUGUUCGAUUGAUGAACUUGGCACCAAUUAUCCCAAGGAUAUGUUUGAUCCUCAUGGAUGGUCUGAGGACUCUUACUAUGAAGCAUUAGCUAAAGCACAGAAGAUUGAAAUGGACAAAUUGGAAAAAGCCAAAAAGGAGAGAACAAAAAUUGAGUUUGUGACAGGUACCAAAAAAGGCACCACAAGUAAUGCCACAGCCACAGCAAUCACCUCAGCCAGCACCGCAUCCAGCACCGGGGCUACAGAUGCUCAGAAAAGAAAGAGUAAGUGGGAUUCUGCUAUCCCAGUGACUACAAUAGCCCAGCCUACAAUCCUUACCACAACAACUCCCCUGCCAGCCGUUGUCACAGUGACAACCAGUGCUAGUGGCUCCAAAACUACUGUCAUCUCAGCUGUCGGCACCAUUGUGAAGAAAGCCAAGCAAUGAUAGAUACGUUGACCAUAUAUUUUCCUUGAGGGACAAUUCCCCGGGGACCUUGCCACAACUAUGAACCUUAGGUGUGGAAUCCCGCCUUGGAUGGACGAUUAUAUGCCCUCACUGGACUAAGAGUUUCCAAAG
Antechinus flavipes (yellow-footed antechinus) is the source of this 1077-nucleotide messenger RNA. Its product is annotated as SAP30-binding protein-like. Bases 1 to 945 code for a protein of 314 amino acids. The record is from RefSeq and is a predicted model, not a curated record. Lineage: Eukaryota; Metazoa; Chordata; Mammalia; Dasyuromorphia; Dasyuridae. Gene Ontology annotation, biological process: regulation of DNA-templated transcription. The transcript has a single exon. Gene Ontology annotation, cellular component: nucleus.